Molecule: messenger RNA, 1261 nt
Organism: Acanthoscelides obtectus
Lineage: Eukaryota; Metazoa; Arthropoda; Insecta; Coleoptera; Chrysomelidae
Source: the annotation of a GenBank genome assembly
CUUAGAUUUUUUAUAUCUAUUAUGACUUGGCCUAUCCUCCGUUUCCGGCUUGACGUCAGCUUUUGGGACACCCUGAAUAAAACCUCUCAUUUGUACUUUUUUGGCCCAUACCAGUAGUGACAAACCCAGCACCCCAAUCUCCCACCCAGGACAUCCCACACAUGGGUCCCAAACGAGGCAGAUUCCUGAUGCGACAGCCCAGGAUCAAGCGAGAAUCUGACCCCAGCCAGGAACCACCUGAUGGUUCGGAACCCAUGGCGAGUACAUCGCAGUACCUCACGGUACCACCCAUCAGGAUAGAGCGGCAAUGUUCGGAUCCCACACCUUCGAUCAGUCCAUCGCCUGAGAAUUUGCUGCACGUACAAGAGCAUGUGUUGGUCAAGCAACAUUCGCAUCCGUUACUGCCUACAAAGAGUCCAGAGUGUGGCAACUUAAGAUCUAGUCACUGCCCCAUGGUAAGAGAAGGACCAGCCUUGAGCUGUAACUUCUGUUGGAACACAGUGGACAACCAUGGUCGAAUAUUACGAAGGAAAACGAAGUACCACUGUCCUGAGUGUCAGACGAAUCUAUGUAUUGUUCCCUGCUUCCAGGAAUAUCACAAAUGUCCCCGACCGAGUAGUAGUGAGCCUCAAAGUUCGACGGUGGUGUCAUCACCAACAGCACAGACGAGCAGUGUGCUUCAACAAGGAAGCCCAACUAAAACGUUCCCAAAAAGUAGUUAGACGGUGAUCCUUCUAUCAGCCCUGCUUGCCACAGCAGUUCGUUGCACCGGCACUGGCCACGGCGUAGGAUACUCGUCGCACGUCUCACACCCAGUGGUGCACCACGUACCUGCGGUAGCCACCCACCACGUUCCAGUGGUGCACACCCACGUCGAGCCAUACGACCCGCAUCCCCAUUACAACUACGCUUACACUGUCAACGACCAUCACACCGGUGAUUCCCAUAGCCAGCACGAGUCAAGAUCAGGGGACGUAGUUCAUGGGGAGUACAGCCUGACGGACCCAGAUGGUCAUAGAAGAACGGUUCACUACACUGCGGAUCCUCACAAUGGGUUCAAUGCUGUGGUUCACCGAACGGCUCCUCAUCACGGAUAGAUUUUUGGUUUGCUCAGUUAUUCAUUUGUCAUUAUUGAUUUUUGAAAAGUCUUUGUUACGUUUUCGAAAAGCGAUCGUGAGAAACAUUAUAGAGAGAAAUGCGGUUUAGUUCUUUUGUAUCUUGAAAUGUAUAUUUUUUAUACUGAAUAGACGUUACACAAAUA